AUGGAGGAAGGGCUUGUUGCGGCGUGUUCCCAACUGCGAUUGACAGAAGAUGAGCAGGAGACGAUAACGCUGGAGGAUGUUAUUGAUGAAAACGCAGAGGAGAAGGCUGAGCUGAGCCUUCUUGAUAAGAACAGAAUCUUGCGUGAUGGCCCUUGGAAUUUUGACAAACAACUGAUCCUCUUCGAACCUAUGUCGGGAAAUAUGCAGCCUAAUAAUAUGGUUCUAAAUUAUUGCCCAGUCUGGGUUAGAAUCUAUAAUCUACCGAUGAAUUGUAGAGGUAGGGCAGCAGUUAGCAAGAUUGGUUCAAAACUUGGGAAAAUUGUGGAGGUGGAUGGUAACAGUGGAGAUUGCAACAGAUAUGGUAGAGUGAGGGUCAAUUUGGAUGUUUCAAAACCAAUGAUAAGAGGAACAAAGGUAAUCAAUCCUCUUGGAGAGCAAUGCUGGAUUCCGUUCAAAUACGAACGGCUCCAAAAUUUUUGUUAUUGGUGCGGGAUGUUGGAUCACCUUGUUGCGGAUUGUGAAGAAAAACCGAGGGAGACUGAGGUGUCCGAUUGGCCAUAUGGUCCAGGGCUACGAGCAACUCCAUGCAAAAGGAGUUUGAUGGGUAAUAGACAAUACACCAAACCGGUUCUUAGGGAUUUGGCUGGACAGACAAUGUCAGGAUCCCACUCUGAUAACGGGGAGGGCGAAAGGGCAGCUAGAAGGAGUUUAAACCUAAACGAUAAUACGGUUGUUGACAGUGCUGUUAGGGUUAAUUUCUUACCACAACAGCAAGUUGUUAACCACGUGCAUGGGGAAGGUGAUGACAUUAUCCAAGCUGUUUUGAAUGAAGAUGGGGGAGGUAUAGCAGAUGGCCUUGUGGAAGUUUGUGUUCAACAAAUACAACCUGGGGAAGGCAGCAGGGGUAACGUGAAGAAAGUUGCUGCUGGUGUGCAACCCAAUGCUGAAAAGAAACAUGGGAAGGAGGGCUCAUGGACCCGAAGUAAAGUUAUCAAAACUGCAGGUCCAUCAGAUAAGGAAGGAACAAAGAAGAAACUGCCAACCAAAAGAGACCGAAGCAUGACAGUGGGGGAGGAUUCGAUAGACCUUUUCUCAAAGAAAUUCAGAGAUGGGUUAUCAGAUCAGUUUGAAAAUAUUGAGAUAUCGGUGGAGACUGGAGAACAGUCUCGCCGGACGCAAUGA
Molecule: messenger RNA, 1182 nt
Organism: Mercurialis annua (annual mercury)
Lineage: Eukaryota; Viridiplantae; Streptophyta; Magnoliopsida; Malpighiales; Euphorbiaceae
Exons: 2
Coding region: 1-1182 (393 amino acids)
Source: RefSeq, a predicted model, not a curated record